This is a messenger RNA of Nomia melanderi (Alkali bee), 3674 nucleotides long. It is a transcript of the gene Brd7-9, whose product is annotated as Bromodomain containing 7/9. Gene Ontology annotation, biological process: regulation of transcription by RNA polymerase II. NCBI's taxonomy places the organism in Eukaryota, Metazoa, Arthropoda, Insecta, Hymenoptera, Halictidae. Gene Ontology annotation, cellular component: nucleus. The record is from RefSeq and is a predicted model, not a curated record.
CGCGCUCGUGGUGCAGUGGAUUCCCCUUUUUUUUCCUUCUCUCUCUCUCUCUCUCUUUCUCUCUCCUUCUGUCUCCCGCCCUCCCUCUUCGCGCUCGCAUCCCGGCCAUUACGCCCCGAGAGUCAUCUUCUCUCGCUCGCUCCUUCGGCUCUUCCUCUCUCGGCGUUUUAUCAAAACAGCUGAUCGUCGCCCCUUUAAUUGCAUCGCGACUUCGCCUGAUCGUCGUCGUCGUCGUCGUCGCCGCUGCAGCGGCGAAGCUUCCGUCGUCGGUUCCUUCCCGGCAGCCCUGGUAAAUUCUGCGGGGCGGUAAACUGCGGGCGAAGUUCGACGGCCGUGCCGCCGUUGGAGCCUGCCAGCGAACACGGCCGAGCGUGUCCCGUCGCUCCGGUGCACGGAAUUUUGACUGCGUUUUCACCACGGACAAACUGAGAGUGAGGUUGGAGUAGAAGUGAGGUGGAUUCAAAAGUAUAAACGAAGGUUCCACAGCGACAGGUGCGACGUGGAAAAGGGCACUAUUCAACCACGGACAAGCCUCGUACUUUAAAACUUAUUCUAAAAGUAGGAGGUAGCAGUGGCACACCUGAAUACGGCAACGAGCCUAGCCAGGCAACAAUGUUGUCUCAACAUUUGGGUGUCUACCCACAGCAGUUGGGUCUCAACUGUUCUGUAACACAGGAAUCUGAAUAUGAUAGGUACUUAGGGCAUAAAAAGCUUAAAAAGAAAAAGAAAAAGAAGGAUAAGAGACACAAACAUCAUCACAAGGACAAAAAGAGGAGGAGAGAAGAAUCCAGUCAAGAGUCAGUUGGUGAUGCGGAUGAAGGUUUGGCGGAAGUCCCAAAAAAGAUUCCUAAUCAUCAGUUACUCAUCCCAAGGCAUCCUUCUACCGGAGAGCAUAGAGUUGGUGUUACCAAUCAAAUCAGCUCUCUUUCACCACACAGAGAACCGAGAACAUGUGUACUUAGGAAAAUUGCGGAACGUACGCCACUUCAACGAUUAUUAGAACACCUUCUUAGGUCAAUGGAAAAACGUGACCCGCAACAAUUCUUUGCUUGGCCAGUUACGGACAGCAUUGCGCCUGGAUACUCUCAGAUAAUUACUAAUCCUAUGGACUUCAGUACCAUCAAACAAAAGAUUGAUGAUAACAGUUAUCAAAAUUUAAAUGAAUUUAUAGAUGACUUUAAAUUAAUGUGUGACAAUGCAACCACGUAUAAUCAACCGGACACAAUAUAUUUCAAAGCAGCAAAAAAAUUAUUGCACGUUGGUCUGAAGAUGGUUACACCUGAGAAACUCAGACAGUUAAGACCUGUUUUGACCUAUAUGCAAGAUAUUUCGAAGGAAGAGCUUGGAUUUGAAUUAGGAACGGAGGACCCAAAUAAUCCGGACGUACCGAUUACGGAGGAGCAGAUCGAACGUGAACGAGAACAGGAGGAACGUAACGAAGAAGCGGAAGAGCUCAGAAAAGAGAAUCAGAGGAAGAUGAGAUUAGCAAAUUUAGGUAAAUUUGAAGCCAUCCCCGAUGAUUUGACUCCAGAUGAAAUCUUAAAGCAAGCACGUAGCGCCGCAAAAGCGGCGUCGGAGAAGUUAUCGUUGAAAAGGCUGAACUCGAAAAUGGGCUUCCUCAGGCAGAAGAAAGACGGAACUACUAGCUUGCAAAUAAUAGUACCAGGUGACGGUGUGAUUCCUGGAACUAAUCAAAGACCUGUGUCGUUGGGUCAGCUCAUUGGUAAACUAAAUCAUGGUACAGGCGCAUUAGCAGGAUUUCGCGAAGACAGGAGAAACAUGUCUAAGCCAGUGAAACCUUUAUACUAUGGUGCCUUCGGCUCUUACGCGCCAAGUUAUGACUCUACUUUUGCUAACUUGACAAAAGAAGAAACAGACCUAGUGUACCAGACCUACGGGGAUGAAACUGCUGUACAGUACGCAGAAUCCAUUUUAGACUUCGCUAAAGACUGUGAUUAUACAUUAACUAUGGUCGAUGAUCUGUUGGACAUCUUGACGGGUGGAGAUCACAGAAAGACCAAGAAGUUCCUCGAGGAGAAACGUCGGCUCAGAGAAGAAGAGGAGAAGAUAAAGCAUUUGCUCGAAAAGCCUAUGCAAGAUGUGAAUCGUAAUAUUUCAGCCCUGGACAACGUUAAGGUCGAUAUCGAUCAACUGAAAACCCUCUCAGAACUAGGAAUUGACGUGAACUUCUUGGAGAACCUAGAGGACGAAGUGAAGCUAAGCAAAGAGCGCGCAGCCCUACAGAGUCGUUUGGAUGACACGUCUCAGAUGAUAGGCCGCCUGAAGCAGGCGCAACAUGAUCGCCUAUCAGCACCGCCACCUGCUCACCUAUCGAAUGUUCCUAAACCGUCAGAAAACGAAGUUGCAUUAGCUGAUAAGAUUACGGACAAUCUUACAGAAAUAGCGAAGAAACUACCGCCAUCGGCUAUCGCUCCCGUUGAUGGUCUACGAAGAGCGAUGGGGAUAGCACCCCUAGGUGGUGGUCCAGAACCAAUGGAAGUCGAGCCAAUCACACACAACCCGACGAUAGUCGCGGAGAACAAUCUGUUGUCGCAACCGAAUAGUAACCUUUUGUCCGCGCCGUCACCGAUUCAAAGCGCAACCUUACUCAGCCCGACAAGCCAACAAACACAAUCAAUUAGUAUUGUCAAUACCAAUCAGCCUCCGAUCCAAAUACAGAUCGGAAUGACGCACAGCCAGACACCUCCGUCUCUACUGAGCACAACGGAAACGUCUGCGGUUCCUGAUCUAGAGACCGAGCUCCGUGAAUUCCUAGAGAGUGAUCCUACGUUAGGGCAUUCACCUUUACACGACGACAAAACACUCGAAGACAUUUUGUCCGAGUCCUAGUGUGUAUACUCCGUGAUUUAAUGAUUUUUUUUUUAUCGAUACAGUGAUUUAAAAGAGUAUUCGCGCGUUGAUUUUAUGUGAAGGAACAGCAUACGGAUGCGACCUAAAUUUUUUUAGUAUUUUAUUAUACGCAGGAAUGAUAUGCUCGUGCAGAAACAUUUGUAAGUCAGCAUAUUUUUGUGAAAAAUAGAAUACUUAGGAAUUUACAUUGUAUCGUUAUGCAACUUUUUUAUGUAAUAUCGUGACAAUGAUAUUGAAUGUGGGAAUACUUGUUUCAUUCACUGUAUGUCUCUUACGACAGGUUGUACAUUUCAUUACGUAUAAACGAUAGGUUUAAUUGCCGAGCGUACAUAUAAUAAAUAAGAUUGCGUCCUGUAUCCUGUUGUUAGAAGAAGCCGUGUUUGUUUUGUAUGAGCAUUAUUUAUGAAGAUCGCGCAACGAAUGCAUUAUAUGAAGCCUGUAAAGUUUACAUGAAAUACACUUGUAACACUGAACGGUGUUUAAUUCGGGUGAGAAACGAGUUUCAGUGAGAAGUGUGCUAGAACAAUACUAUAGGGAAAUAAUCCUUUGAUUCUGUUCAGUAUGAAAUUUAAAUAUACUUUUGUGCCCUCUCUUCUCAUAAGUAUUCAUGGAGGAAAUAUUUCAUGAGUAAACGUAAAUCAUUCAGAGAAGUUAUGGGAAUGAUGUGCAUAAAACCAAAUUGAUCUGUUUGUUCAGAAAACAUUGGCGCGUACUUGCUUGCUACUUCAAGCGUGUAACAUUAAAAGGAACUGUAAAUAUACAUAAAAUGUAUUUUUUAAAUUAAAUUUCUUCGAUUGUCUGAA